Molecule: messenger RNA, 2871 nt
Organism: Diaporthe batatas
Lineage: Eukaryota; Fungi; Ascomycota; Sordariomycetes; Diaporthales; Diaporthaceae
Exons: 4
Coding region: 269-2662 (797 amino acids)
Source: RefSeq, a predicted model, not a curated record
GUGCCAACAAGCUUUCAGGACAUGUUCCAGAUGUUCUAGAAGGUAGUGCUCAGGUUCCAGAGUCUACCCCGCAUUGCCAACCACCCACCACCCCCUAGCCUCCAGGCUGGACCCCUACAGUUCGUCGCCCAAGCUGCAGCCUGCAGCUGCAUCACUCACUUGACAGCUUGAUAAACCCAAAGAGACCCCGCAUUCCCCAGUUGCCCAGCACAGGGUCCCUGCCCAGCACCCAAGCUCCCGCCAAGAUCACCCCCAAGGUGGAGUCGAGAUGCCCUCGCUGUUCAAGUCAAAGGCAAAGUCCGAGGCCAAGGCCAAAGACGACAUCCCUCCCCAGCCAACACACCGUCCCAAUGACAACAAUGCCCAAGAUGUCCCUCCCGCGUACACCCAAGACGUCGUCGACAUAACCGCCGCCUUCUCGAGCCUCAACAUCUCGCCCACGCCCCACGACCCCACCGACGAGACCUGCCUCGCCCACCUCAAGCUGCUCUAUGCCGUCCAGUCCCUCAAGGAGGAUGUCGGCUACACCGACGGCCUCUGGGGCAUCUGGGAUACCCGCGCCGAAGGCCCCGGCUCGGACAUCGAGGUGGACCUCCGCGACGGCCGGGGCCACCUCCCCGAGUCUGCUGCCGCUGGCCCAAGGGCAGACAAGACAACCGCAACGCCUUCCGACCUGCAAAAGAUCCGCCUGAGCAAGAUCCGCGAGAAGAGGUGGGCCCUCUUUGUCGCCCGUGCCGUCGACCGCUACGAGGCAUGGUGGAACACCUUCCCCAGGACGAUGCUGACCGAGGCCGACAUGGUCGAGGGGUCUGGGGCAAAGUACCACGACUUUGUCAACGAGACGGCGUACCUGCGUUGGACCGAGGACAUGCUGCCCCCGCUUGACGUGCUGAUGGUGUGGCACGCACACAUGCUCAACCCACGGGCCUACCUCGAAGACACCCUCCGCUGCGGCCUGUCCUCCCUCUGGGCCACCGGCAUGCCCUGGGCCCUCGUCUCCUCCGCCGUCGACACAGACUUCAACUAUAACGUAUCGGACCAGACAAAAGCAUCCUGGGUGGCCAACACCGGCCGCGACUGGGACAACGCAGACGAUGCCACGACCAAGCACAUCAAGUGUCCCGCCUGCAAGGUCCCCGUGGAGCAUCCGUGGACCACCUGCGGCGCACCCGAGAAGCCCAAGACACCCGCCGUCGGUGGCUUGGUGGGCUCCGGCUAUGGCGACGGCCAGUUCCUCCGCCCGUGCCCGUCCUGCCGCAUACAGAUCGACAAGGAGCUGCUCUCUGUUGCCAAGUUCAAGAGGGAUGCUCUGUCCCUGGUCGUCAACUCCAUACCCAUGCCCGGCACCAUCCUCGACCCCAUCAAGGGGAGCCCGGACCCGGUCCCAGCCAGCGCCCUCGGCCGCGGCUUCCCCAGGACCUUCCCCAACCGGCUGGUCGCCAGGAAGCUCUUCGUCAAGGUUGCGGGCCUCAUCCAGCCUGGCACGUCACCACGCCCCACAAUGGAAAACAUACGCGACCUGAUCGAGAAGAUCCUGCGCGACGCCACCGCCCGGCUGGAGGUCGAGGGCCAGCUCGCCGACGGCCGCGGCAGGAUCGGCACGGUGGCCAGGAUCUGUGUCCGCAGGAUGAUGUCGCGCUACUGGGAGAACUUCAGCCCCUUUGCCCUGGACCUGGGCGGCGCCGUCAUGAGGCAGGGCGUCUUCACCGCCAAGAUGCACCAGAUCGACUGGCUGCACAGCCCGGCGUGCCGCGAGACCAUGGCCCGGCUGAUCAAGAAGUACGAGCGGUUCGUCUCCCUCAUGGCCGACAACCCCACCAGAACGUGCGUCCCGACCCUAGACGUAGACCUAGCCUGGCACACCCACCAGCUGUCCCCAAGCGCCUACUACGCCUACACCACCGCCCGGACGGCCAAGUUCAUCGACCACGACGACAAGAUGGACGAGGACAAGCUGUCCGAGUGCUUCGCGUGGACCGUCAAGGAGUACCAGGCCCGCUACGGCGUCGUCUACAGCGAGUGCACCUGCUGGUACUGCGAGACCGUGCGGGCGGCCACCACAAACACCGUCGGCCGGGCCCUGGGCAUGUCGGACCAGGACAAGGCGGCCGAGAGCUUCCACGCCUCGGGCCAGGCGCGGCUCUGCCCGCCCGACAGGAGCGCCCACAUCUCGUCGCACAACGCCGUGCGCGCGCCCCCCGCCGCCUCCUCCGUGAGGGACAGGCUGGCCGCCCACGCCCGCGACAGGAAGUACCAGCAGCUCGAGCUCAGCUACCACAAGGCGUGCCGCAGGGCCGAGAGGAAGGGCCGGAAGCUGCCGCCCCGCGACCAGUACUACGACCACUGGGGCUACUCGUACUACAUGUACGGCCCGUUUAUGUACCCCAUGUACUUCACGCCCGGCAUGUACUACGGCUGGGACCCCGGGUACGUCAGCUCCGGCGGCUGCGAGGGCUGGGCCGCGUGCGCCGCGGGCAGCUGCUCGGCGGGCGUGUCGUCGGGUGCGUGUGGCGGGGCGGGGGGGUGCGGUGGUGCUGGGGUUGGUGGUUCGUGCGGUGGUGGAGGAGGCGGAGGCGGCUGUGGAGGCGGUGGAGGAGGAGGAGGUGGUGGUGGCUGUGGUGGUGGUGGCGGCGGCGGCGGCUGUGGUGGAGGAGGAUCUUGAUGGCUUGAAUCAAGAUGGAAUUGCCCUGAUGAGAUGAGAUACCCUUGCUGUGUUGAAAUGGUGCUGAGGUUUCCUGUAGCCACUGAAUGAUUGAUGCGACCCUGAGAGAUUAUAAUGGCACUUAUUUGACUCGAUCCGACGCGUCUUGGUGUGGAGGUUAAUACACGCUGAGACGUGUCAAGGUAGACAUUAAUUGACAUGUUCUUCAG